Messenger RNA from Corythoichthys intestinalis (scribbled pipefish), 1865 nucleotides. Its product is annotated as glycerol-3-phosphate dehydrogenase [NAD(+)], cytoplasmic-like. The transcript has 7 exons. The record is from RefSeq and is a predicted model, not a curated record. Bases 20 to 1075 code for a protein of 351 amino acids. Gene Ontology annotation, cellular component: glycerol-3-phosphate dehydrogenase (FAD) complex; cytosol. Gene Ontology annotation, biological process: glycerol-3-phosphate catabolic process; carbohydrate metabolic process. Gene Ontology annotation, molecular function: NAD binding; protein homodimerization activity; glycerol-3-phosphate dehydrogenase [NAD(P)+] activity. NCBI's taxonomy places the organism in Eukaryota, Metazoa, Chordata, Actinopteri, Syngnathiformes, Syngnathidae.
CUCGCGUGGAAGUCGGACGAUGGCAGCUCCCAAGAAAGUGUGCGUGGUGGGCUCCGGAAACUGGGGCUCAGCCAUCGCCAAAAUAGUAGGCGCCAAUGCAGCUGCCAACCCCAAGUUUGACAGUGUGGUCAACAUGUGGGUCUUCGAGGAGAUGGUUGACGGCCGCAAGCUCACGGAAAUCAUCAACACGGACCACGAGAAUGUGAAGUACCUGCGCGGGCACAAGCUUCCUCCAAACGUGGUGGCUGUCCCCGACCUGGUGGAGUCAGUCAAGGGUGCUGACAUCCUCAUGUUCGUGGUCCCCCACCAGUUCAUCAUCCGUGUGUGCGACACCAUCAAGGGCCACAUCAAGAAGGACGCCCACGGUGUGUCGCUUAUUAAGGGAGUGGACGCCGGUCCGGAGGGUCUAAAACUGAUAUCCGAGGUCAUCCGAGGGAAGCUUGGUAUCGGUAUGUCGGUUCUGAUGGGCGCCAACAUUGCUAGCGAGGUGGCAGAGGACAAGUUCUGCGAGACCACGAUAGGUUGCAAGGACGUAGCGCACGGACCCAUCCUGAAGGAACUGAUGCAGACCCCCAACUUCCGGGUGACGGUGGUCCAAGAGUCUGACGUUGUGGAGAUCUGCGGGGCACUCAAGAACAUCGUAGCAGUAGGCGCAGGCUUCUGCGACGGCCUCGGUUUUGGCGACAACACCAAGGCGGCCGUGAUCCGUCUGGGUCUGAUGGAGAUGAUCGCCUUUGCCAAGGUCUUCUGCGUCGACGGUCCUGUCUCGGCCAGCACUUUCUUGGAGAGCUGCGGCGUCGCCGACCUCAUCACCACCUGCUACGGCGGCCGCAACCGCAAGAUCGGGGAAGAGUUUGCCAAAACUGGAAAAACCAUCGAACAGCUGGAGAAGGAACUCCUGAAUGGUCAAAAACUUCAAGGUCCGGCCACCGCAACGGAGGUCCACCAAAUCCUGAAGCAGAAAAACAUGGUGGCCAAGUUCCCUCUUUUCACCGCCGUCCAGCAGAUCUGCUUCGACGGCCACCCGGUCGCAGAAUUCAUCAGCUGCCUGCAGAACCACCCCGAGCACAUGUAACGGACGAAUCGUCCAUUUAAGACUUCUGAUUACGCCGCUACACGUUAUAUGAGCAGGAGGACAAAAGGCGGGCAAGGUGACAGUCUCUCUUGCCAGUUCGUCUUCUUCCAUCCGAGAGCCGGCGUUAAACCGCUUUUAUCAUAUCACGUAACGCCGCAGCCUUUCAAUAGAAAAGGCCGCACGUCGUUGAAAUCAGUCGUCCAAAGAAUGAACACAGUCCCACAAAACUAAAAGUUAAUACAUUUCGGAAGACAUUUCAAUGCUUUUCUGAGGUAAUAACAAAGAGUGCCUUAGGUUAUCGGUCCUUGAUUUCAUAAUUUAUUCAGGAAUAAAUCUUGACAACUCUGGACUUUUAAUUUGUGCGUGUUUUCACUGAGCUUCCAUAAGGAAUACUGCUGUAACCAGAUCUGGGAUCAGUUGAGGAUAAGGGUUACCAGUCUAUAAAUGUUUCACCUUUACCAUUUUCUAGAUGGGUCACAAUGUGGCCAAGUGUAUUCCUCACACUAACUCGGGCUUCCUCUCUCAUACCAAAAACUUGCAUUUUACCAUAACCCUUUCAUGCAAGAGUUAGGAUUUUUUUUAAACCCUUAUACAACACAUAUUUAGCUCUUUGGCUGCCAUUGACGGGGCUAGGCCAAUUCAUUGUGUGUUGUCAGUGCCACUGAAAUGUGCAUUUGCACCCAGUCGUCCCAGUUUGAAUGACUUGGACGCAUAUCCUUGUCAAUGGCAGGCAAUGAGUUACAUGCUAUAAAAAAAAUUAAAAAUAUAACUUAAGAGUGUUACUUGAGGC